Alternaria burnsii is the source of this 1506-nucleotide messenger RNA. RefSeq lists its product as uncharacterized. The transcript has a single exon. Lineage: Eukaryota; Fungi; Ascomycota; Dothideomycetes; Pleosporales; Pleosporaceae. The record is from RefSeq and is a predicted model, not a curated record. The coding region runs from base 1 to 1506 and encodes 501 amino acids. Gene Ontology annotation, cellular component: cytoplasm. Gene Ontology annotation, molecular function: protein binding.
AUGCCACGGACCUUGGAUGAGACAUAUACACGUAUGCUGUCCUUCAUCGACAAUCUCUACUUUAAUGAAGCUCGGGCAGCUCUGGAAUGGCUUGCGUUUGGUUUUAGUCCGCUUUCCGUUGCUCAGCUGGCAGACGCAUGCAGUAUUCAGAUUGACAAUUUCCAAGAGCCUGCCUUCGAGGCAUGCGGAUAUGAAGCCCUGGUUGGGCUCUUUAGUGUCUUAUCUUUGCUCAUCAUCGUUCAAGACGACCUGUCAGACCACGAGACAGACGACAAGACAGGUGACGUGGUAGAUAAUGACUACCCCGCCGAUUCUACACAAAACCAUCUACCAAACAAGUACGACAAGGCGCAUUAUAGUCAGACAGUUCGCCUUGCUCACUUCUCUGUCAAAGAGUACUUGGUCUCCAAUCGCUUACGUCAAUCUCGGUUUGAACUGUCAAGAUAUGCGCUCAGGGAAACAGAAGUGCAACUUUCCCUGGCUCAGAGAGGCUGCGCGUAUCUCCUAUAUUUUACAGAGCAAUGGAACGCGAAGAUCUGGGUCGAUGAAGCAAAGUCUCCACGCAAACCUACUUGGCGCCACGACAAUAGUGAGAUACGGGAAUAUAGGCCGAAUUCCCUGGAAGAUUUUGCACCCAUCUAUACGCUAUUACCAUACGUCUGCACACAUUGGCCAGGACAUCAGGCAUUGGUAGAGUUGAUUGAAGAACCACUCCCUGUAAGCAUGCGUCUUCACCUCAGAAUUCUUCAAAAUGAUCGAGCACGAACCUCGUGGAUACGGCUUCAUAUCCACUACUCUCACUUUGGUGGAUGGCAGAAUUCAACUGCUUUGUAUUGGGCGGCUUUCUUAGAUCUACGUCAGUCUGUGUCUCUACUUUGCAACUCGAAGUCAAGUCAAGACAUCAACAAAGCAGGCAGGCUUCAUUGUACAGCCCUUCAAGCUGCAACGUCUCGUGGAAACGAAAAGGUUGUAGAAAUUCUCAUCGCGUCCGGUGCUGACGUAAACUGUAAAAGGGGAUCUCACGGCACAGCUUUACAAGCUGCUGCGUUUUUAGGACACACAAAAAUAGUGGAUAUGCUCAUGGCCAAUGGUGCUGAUGUAAACUGCGACGCGGGAAGCUUCGGUACAGCUUUACAAUCUGCUGCCUGGUGCGGACACGAAGUCGUAGUCGAUAUGCUCAUCGCGAAUGGUGCUGAUAUAAGAUACCAUGCGAAUCGUAUUGGCUCUACCGCGCUUACUGGGUCGGCGAUGAAUGGCCACGGCAAUAUCGUAUCGAAGCUACUUAAGGUGGAUGUGGAUAACCGCACGCUUAAUUUCAGGAGCGGACUUGGUACCGCUCUAUACCAAGCCGCACGUAAGGGCCACGAGCAAAUUGUGGAAGAACUUUUUCAAGUCGGCGCGGAUCAUGGAGAUGCGAUGGAAAUAGCAACACAGGAAGGUCACGCGGGGGUUGUGAGAGUUCUCAUCAAGUACGGAGCAGUUUACGAGCCAGUGGACGAAGUAUGA